Molecule: messenger RNA, 726 nt
Organism: Struthio camelus australis
Lineage: Eukaryota; Metazoa; Chordata; Aves; Struthioniformes; Struthionidae
Source: RefSeq, a predicted model, not a curated record
AUGAGAGCCAGUGCUGCGAGAGGUCCAACCACAGGGUUCCCGGAGGCACCGCGCACCAGGGAGGAGGAAGAGGAGGAGGACAGGCGGAGGGGCGCGAGGCCCGUCGCCUUCACGUUGGGCACCGAGAUGCUGGGGCUGGGGCCGAGCCCGGACAGCGAGUUUCAGAGCCCCGACGCCGAGGUCUACAUGCACUUCAUGAGGAGCCACUGCUGCUACGACGCCGUCCCCACCAGCUGCAAGCUCGUCGUCUUCGACAUCACCCUGGAGAUCAAGAAGGCCUUUGUGGCGCUGGUGGCCAACGGGGUGCGAGCAGCGCCGCUCUGGGACAGCAAGACGCAGACGCGCGGGGCUGCAUGUGCUGGGGGCUCCACCAUCCCCAAGCCGCGCUUCCUGCAGAAGACAGUGCAGGAGCUGUGUGUCGGCACCUUCCGCGACGUGGCCGUCGUGCACGAGUCCGCCCCCAUCUACACCGCACUGGAGAUCUUUGUGGACCGCCGCGUCUCUGCGCUGCCAGUCAUCAAUGAUGCGGGGCAAGUGGUUGGCCUCUACUCAAGGUUUGACGUCAUCCACUUGGCAGCCCAGAAGACCUACAACAACCUGGACGUCAGCGUGCGGGAGGCCCUGCGGCGGCGCACCGUCUGCCUAGAGGGGGUCCUAAUCUGCUACCCCCAUGAAACCAUGGAGGAUAUCAUCAACCGCAUCGCCGAGGAGCAGGUGAGCGGCGCG